Messenger RNA from Vicugna pacos (alpaca), 1234 nucleotides. Lineage: Eukaryota; Metazoa; Chordata; Mammalia; Artiodactyla; Camelidae. The record is from RefSeq and is a predicted model, not a curated record.
AUGACAGAGUCGCUGGAAGUGACCAUCAGAGAGGCCCAGUGGUGUCCACAGCGAAAGGGUCAGCCCCUGAAAAAGGAGAGUAGUAGCUGGAGCAGGGGUAGCAGCAGCCCCAAUCGCCAGCUGGGGAACUACUUUCUUGCCCCUGAAAAGCAGGUGCCUACGAAGGACUGCUUCAGGCAGGCCCUGUUCAAGGUGAAGAGCCAAUUUCUGCACCAAAGCUUCCAGACCCAAGGGGGAGUCAGCCCUCCUCCUCCCUCCACGGGGACUACGGGCACCACGGCAUCGAGCCCUCCUCCUCCCUCCACGGGGACUACGGGCACCACGGCCUCGAGCCCUCCUCCUCCCUCCACGGGGGCUGCGGGCACCACAGUCACGAAAGGUCCCACCAACCCUUGCCAAGAGGAUUCCUGUAAGGGUGGUUCUUUGUGUGUGAGUCUGAAUGAUACAUUUUUCUGCCUGUGUCCAGAAGGGCAAUAUUAUAACUCUUCCACAUGCAGUAAAGGAAAGAUAUUCCCCGGUACAAUUACAUUCAAAACAUCAAAUGUAGAGGACUUGGAAGAUGAAAAUUCUGUGGCCUAUCAAAAAUUACAUUUUGAAAUUACUGAAUUUUUUAAAAAGGCAUUUAACAAUUCUGAUUACGGACAGACUGUAAUUGUUAAAAUAAGUCUUAGGACAUCUUCAGCAAGAUCUGAAUUGCGUGCUGGUGACAAGGCAAUUAUCACAACAAUUGAGCAAGUGCUUUACAAGUCACCUUAUCCAUACUGUCUUCCUAAUUCGUCUUUGAAUUCUGUGUGCCUCUCAGAGCAAGACCGCUGUGACUACUACGGUUGUGAGAAGAAGGACCAGGACAACUGCGCCAGCGGUUUAUUGUGUCAGUGCAAAUCUGGGCUGGUGAGGCCCAACCCGCAGAUCCCCAUGUGUGUCGCCUUGAGUCCAACCUGUGAUGACACCUGCAACGCAGAGAACAAGCAGCAAUGUUUAGUGAGGAGCAACAGGAGUGCCGACUGCGUGUGCCUGCCGGGCUACCGGGAGGACAGUCACGGGGCCUGUCAACCGUGUGCAUUUGGCUACAGCGGAGUCGGUUGUAAAGACAGUGAGUAGAAAAGUCUUGCUCUGUUAUUCAAUAACUGAGAUACAAACCUUGACCACAUUCAGAAUCUGUCUAGUGCCCCAAGUCUCAGGCCUGUUUCUCAAAGACACAGAAAACCUGCCUGUGUUUGUCUUCUGGGUCAGG